AUGGGCAUUCGAGAUAUAGCACUUGCAGCAGCAGCAUCGGCCAUGGCGGCUGCUUCCUUGACCUAUUGGCUGAUGCUGCCACGACGACGACACUCAUCUCCCAAAGAGAAUAAUCCCAAAGAAGAAGAACCGUUGUCCCCUCGCUUGGGUCUUCACGAUUUGAAUCCCAUCCUGCAAACCGCCGGUCGAGCCAAGGAACCCCGAGUCGCAAAGCGAUAUUUCCGCAAUCAACCGAAUAAAACCCAUGUGAUUCGCAUAGCGCUGACGGGAGGUCCUUGUGCCGGCAAGUCGUCGGCGUUGAAUUACGUCCGGCAACGCGCCACGGCGGCUGGAUUUGAUGUCUACUGUGCUCCCGAAGUCGCGACGCUCUUUUUGAAUUCCGGAGUGGGAUAUCCCAAAUCAGCCGAGCAACAAUAUACCUUUCAAAGUUCCAUUUGUAUCUUGCAAUUGGCGCUGGAACGGACUCUGACUACCAUAGUCCAAGGAACCGGACGUCCUUCCAUUAUCAUUUACGAUCGGGGCAUUCUGGAUACCAAGGGAUAUGUCGACAAUGACACGUGGCAACGCAUCCUGUCCGAACUCAGUACCAGUGGAGCCACCGAUGCCGCCGAACGUCCCGGUCUCUUCACCAUGGGUGUCACGGAAGAUUACGUUCUGAAACGGUACGAUGGAGUCGUCCAUUUGGUCACGGCGGCCGAAGGAGCUCAAGAAUUCUAUAAAAGUGGACAAGUUACGGACGAUUCGGGGGCCGCCGUCGUUCGCGUCGAAACACUGCAAGAAGCCUUGACGUUGGAUCAUAAAAUGAGAAAGGCAUGGUGUGCACAUCCCCAUCACAAUGUUAUUGGAAAUGAAGGAUCCUUUCAAGACAAAUUAAAUGCCACGGUGCAAGUCAUUCUGAAAUUGGCCGAUGAAACACAUCCUGCCGAAUGUCAACGAGCACGCAAAUCCAUGUACCAGCCAGCAUAG
Molecule: messenger RNA, 966 nt
Organism: Seminavis robusta
Lineage: Eukaryota; Bacillariophyta; Bacillariophyceae; Naviculales; Naviculaceae
Source: the annotation of a GenBank genome assembly